This is a messenger RNA of Zerene cesonia (dogface butterfly), 1666 nucleotides long. RefSeq names its product tissue alpha-L-fucosidase (gene Fuca). Gene Ontology annotation, molecular function: alpha-L-fucosidase activity. The record is from RefSeq and is a predicted model, not a curated record. NCBI's taxonomy places the organism in Eukaryota, Metazoa, Arthropoda, Insecta, Lepidoptera, Pieridae. Bases 152 to 1600 code for a protein of 482 amino acids. Gene Ontology annotation, biological process: glycoside catabolic process; fucose metabolic process. The transcript has 7 exons. Gene Ontology annotation, cellular component: lysosome.
UUAGUAGUAGCGCAAAUCUUGACAGUAUCACGCACUUGUAUGGGCUACUUUUAUUAUAUUUAAUAUUACAAUUUAUCGACGCGUUACAUUUUCUAAACAGAUGGUGUUUUACUAACUGCAAAGGAUAAAUAUCUAAGAGAUAUAUUUAAAAAUGAAUAAAAUAAUAAUCUUGUUAGCUGGUAUUUGUGUAACGACGGCUUCAAUAAAUGGAUAUGGUGAUGAUAAUGAUCUGAUAACUAUUGAAGCUGCAUUUGAUCGCUAUUCACCUUCAUGGAAGGAUUUGGAUAGACGACCUUUGCCUGAAUGGUAUGAUAAGGCGAAGAUUGGGAUAUUUCUUCAUUGGGGUGUUUACUCCGUACCGAGUUUUGGAUCAGAAUGGUUUUGGUCCAAUUGGGUUGGAGGAAAUAAGAAAUAUAUAAACUUUAUGAACAAGAACUAUCCACCUGGAUUUACCUAUCAAGAGUUUGCUCCUAUGUUCAAAGCUGAAUUUUUUGAACCAAAUGACUGGGCAGCCCUUUUUAAAAAAGCAGGCGCAAAAUAUAUUGUUCUCACAAGUAAGCAUCAUGAAGGAUUCACUCUGUUCCCCUCUAAAAGAUCAUUCAGUUGGAAUGCAUUAGAUGUUGGGCCUAAAAGGGAUCUCGUAGGAGAUUUAGCACAAGCUGUUAGACAACAAGGAAUGAAGUUUGGAGUUUAUCAUUCCUUGUAUGAAUGGUACAACCCUAUCUAUUUAGAAGACAAGCGAUCUCUUUUCCUGAAGAAGAACUAUCCAGCAACUAAACUUUGGCCCGAUAUUAAGCAGUUGAUUAAUGAUUAUCAGCCCUCAGUUUUAUGGUCAGAUGGCGAUUGGGAAGCUUUAGAUGCUUACUGGAACUCAACAGACUUAAUUGCCUGGUUGUAUAAUGAUAGUCCAGUGAAAGAUGAAAUAGUUGUGAAUGAUAGAUGGGGUAUUGGUAUACCAUGUCAUCAUGGUGACUUUUAUAACUGUGCUGAUAGAUAUAACCCAGGAAAACUGCAGUCACACAAAUGGGAAAAUGCUUUCACAGUGGACUCAAAGUCGUGGGGCUACAGACGUGAUAUGAAACUGUCUGAAAUACUCACUUUUAAAGAAUUACUUAAAGAAGUAGUUUCAACAGUAAGUUGUGGAGGAAAUGUGUUAAUCAAUGUAGGUCCAACGAAAGAAGGGACAAUCGUGCCCAUAUUCCAAGAACGACUCUUAGCACUUGGAGAUUGGCUUCAAAUAAAUGGUGAAGCAAUAUAUGAAACAUCACCAUGGGCACAUCAGAAUGAUAGCUUGAACAGUGAUGUUUGGUACACUUGCACUAAAGCCGAAUAUAAUGGAGCUAAUCCCACAGCUGUUCCGAGCAAAUCUGAUACAAUAAUAUCUAUAUAUGCAACCUUCUUUACUUGGCCAAAGGAUAAUGUCCUUAAAGUCAAGGAUGUAGCAACUUAUCUUCGUAGGGGCACUUAUACAGUCACUCUGUUGGGCAACAAUGAAGUAUUGAAUUGGAAACUGUCAUCCGGUGUUGGGCUUAUACAGUUACCUGACAAAGCCACAGUGAAGUCGAAUGACGCCUGGUCGCUCAAGUUGUCUUCUAAAUAGAUUGAUAUAAGAAAGUUUUAACUCAUGGUGUAGAAAUGUAAUUGUUAUAAAUAAAGUAUGAAUAAA